UUCUUUCUUUUCAUGAUUUUCUUCUUUGCGUGGUUCGAAUUUCACUCCUCGCCAGAACCCUAUUGUUACGCCGAGAUUGUUCCGAAGAGAAUUGAGCUCCUUCAAACCCUUGCACACAACGAUUGCAUCCGCUUACCCUGUUUCCAAGCUUCCCAGCAAUUCCAGCACCUCCACCCAAGGUCUCUCUCUCUUUAUUUCCUCCAUUACAGUGCUCUGUCUACGGAAGCAGCGCAUAUUUUCUCUCUCUAGGAUAUCGUUUCCUAUUAUCAUGGACGGUGAUUCUUCUAUAUACGUUUUUCAAUUUCCUUUUCGUUUUCUGUGUUAACAAUAAAUACUAAGCCACUUCAUGGACCAGAAGAUGUGCUGGGUAGUUAGGGGAGCAAGUGUAAGCAUUCGUACCGUGUAAUCUUCGAUUUUAAGCAUCUGGGGAAGAUGUAAGUGUAGGUCUAACUGAAAUCUUUAGCUGCCUCUAAUGGACAAAGGCACUGGUUGCAGCUUCUCUAAUGUGGCUUCAAUUGCUACCUUUUCAAGUGUCAUUUUUGUUGUCACCUUGAUCUUGGUUCGUGUCCUUUAUGUCAUUUACUGUAGCAGCAGGCCCAUGAGCAAAAGAACUUCAAAACCUGUUAGUACCCUUAUUAUUUUAGGAUCAGGUGGUCAUACUGCUGAGAUGCUUAAUCUAUUGGCAGUGCUACAGAAAGAUAGGUUUUAUCCAAGAUUCUACAUUGCGGCUGCUACUGAUAACAUGAGUCUUCAAAAAGCUCAGUUGCUGGAGAACUCCCUGGCAGCUGAGAAUGGAACAAGGGUUACUGAUACUGCACGGUUCAUGAAGAUAUAUAGGAGUAGGGAAGUUGGUCAAUCAUAUGUAACCUCAGUUUGGACUACUUUAGUUGCAAUGGUGCAUGCACUAUGGUUAAUGAUUAAAAUUAGACCUGAAGUGAUACUUUGCAAUGGACCUGGAACUUGCAUUCCCCUCUGUGCGAUUGCAUUCAUAUUUAAGAUACUGGGAAUCAGAUGGUCAUCAAUUUUCUACGUUGAGAGUAUUGCAAGAGUGAGAAGGCUCUCCUUGAGUGGCUUGCUCCUGUACAAGUUGCGGAUGGCUGAUCAACUUUUUGUUCAAUGGCCACUGCUGCAACGACAAUAUCCCCAAGCUACCUAUGUUGGUCGACUCAUGUAACCAAUUGGUUCCUUUAAUAUCUGUUAAGAGAAUUUUGUAUGCUGAAUUAAUCAAGGAACUUGUAAUUUUGCUUGUGAUAAUUAAGAAAGAUUGUUACAAGCAAACUGCCCCAUGCUUCGUUUAAUUGGAUUAGUUAAU
This is a messenger RNA of Gastrolobium bilobum, 1312 nucleotides long. RefSeq lists its product as uncharacterized. The transcript is spliced from 6 exons. The record is from RefSeq and is a predicted model, not a curated record. Gene Ontology annotation, cellular component: UDP-N-acetylglucosamine transferase complex. Gene Ontology annotation, biological process: dolichol-linked oligosaccharide biosynthetic process. Bases 473 to 1174 code for a protein of 233 amino acids. Lineage: Eukaryota; Viridiplantae; Streptophyta; Magnoliopsida; Fabales; Fabaceae.